AAUCAGCCCCGCCUCGCACUCGCAUGCGGGGCUCGGAAGCGUGCGCUCCUCUGUUGUGCUGAUGCGCCGUAAACGGAACGAAGCAGGGACAUAAAAAGUUUGAGCAACUAAACAAGCCACAAACACCGAGGAAAACUAUUUAAGUGUAUCUUCAUUUAACCUGCCCUGAAAGGAAAAUAACAUCAAAAUAGCAAUGUGCUUUAGCACUAUUAGGUUAAACCCAUCUGUUCUCUAGUAGGUCCUACUCACUUUUAAAGUUUUGGUUGAUUUUUAAAACACUGUACAAAUCUUUUUUUUGGAGCAGGAAUCACUUUUAUUUGCAAUUCUGGAAAACGGUUAUUUUUGUAAGAUGCUCGGGGCUGUCCAGAGUGCCAUUCUCUGCGCGCUGGUCUGUGCAUCCUCAGCGCGCGCCGCGUGUCCGGCUCCGUGCGAGUGCUCGGAAGCCGCGCAGACCGUGAAAUGCGUCUCCAAGGAUCUGCGCGAGAUCCCGGCCGGCAUCCCUGGCUACACCCGGAACCUGUUUAUCCUCGGGAACCAGAUAACUCGAAUUGGACCGGAGUCGUUUAAAGGACUCGAGAACGUAACCAAUCUGUCCCUUAGCAACAACAGGAUAGCGCAGCUGGAGUCCGGUGCGUUCGGGGGUCUGCACAGCCUGCGCAGUCUGGACCUGAGUGGGAACGAGCUGCGGGAGCUGCAGCCGGGGGCCCUGACGGUCCCGGCCCCCCUGCGGGACCUCAACCUCAGCCACGCGCUCCACAGCCGGUCGGCCCUGCCGGCCCUGGCCUGGGCCCUGCGCGGGGGCGUGUUCGGGGGCCUGGCGCAGCUCGACCUGUCGGCCAACGGGCUGGUGCUGCUGCCCUCGGCCAUGUUCCUGCCCCUGGGCGCUCUGCGGCGCCUCCUGCUGGCCAAUAACUCCCUGGUGGCGCUGCAGAACGGCAGCCUGCUGGGCCUGGAGCGGCUCGCCUGGCUCGACCUGUCCCUCAACGGCUUCAGAACCUUCCGGAAGGAGGCGCUGGGGGAGCUGGACCGGCUGGGGGGGGCGCGGCUGCUGCUGGGCGGGAACCCCUUGGCCUGCGUGUGCGGUGCCGAGGACUUUGCCGAUUGGCUGAACGGCUCGUACGCACGGGUUGCCGAUGGCGACCGGCUGGUCUGCGCCUCCCCGCCGGAGAUGCACAACACCACGCUGCGCACGCUGGGGGGGCGGGACCUGGGCUGCCACGGCGACGGGGCGGGGGAGGGGGCGGAGCUCGCGCUGCAGACCUCCUACGCCUUCCUGGGCGUGGUCUUGGGCCUGGUGGGCGUGGUCUUCCUGUGCGUGCUCUACCUCAACCGCACCGGCAUCAAGAAGUGGGUCACAGACCUGCGCGAGGCCUGCCGAGACGUGCUGGAGGGCUACCACUACCGCUACGAGAUCGACUCUGACCCCCGCCUGGGACCCCCGCCCUCCUCCGCACAUUUGUGACCCCCCCUCGCUCCAUCUCGCCUGCCAUCUCGACAUUUUUGUACAAAGAACUAAAACAAAAAACAUUGAACAGAUUUCUAUUUACACAGGACUGACUAGUUUGUAACAAUUUAUACACAAGUUCUGUGUAGCCAAGUGUGUACAUAUUAGCAGAAUUAUUGCAGCCCAUAAUGCAUGCAACUAUUUUGUGUGUCUGAAUGUUUGUGUGUGUGUGUGUGUGUGUGUGUGUGUGUGUGUGUGAGUGUGUGAGUGUGUGAGUGUGUGAGUGUGUGUGUGUGUGUGUGUGUGUGUAUGUGUGUGUAUGUGUGUGUGUGUGUGUGUGUGUGUGUGUGUGUGUGUGUGCACUGAAGGACUGUGGGCUCACAUGCCUCUCUAAUUGGCUGUCUCAUCACUAAGUGCCUUGGACUCUGGGCGUGGUUGAGCUGCAGGCCCCGCCCACACCUGUGUCAUGAGGACAGGGAGGAGCCUGCAUUGGUCCCUGAGCAGUCAGUCACUCCCAGGGGGUGGGGCUGAGAUCAGGCAGUGAGCAGUCAGUCAUUCCCAGGGGGUGGGGCUGAGAUCAGGCAGUGAGCAGAUUUGGGGAUGGAUCAGGACUGUGUUUGAUCAAUGGGUGAGUGGAUCACAUGAUUCACUCACAGGCAGAUAUUUUCUCCUGAUUGGCUCACAGGCAGGUAUUCUCUCCUGAUUGGCUCACAGGCAGGUAUUCUCUCCUGAUUGGCUCACAGGCAGGUAUUUUCUCCUGAUUGGCUCACAGGCAGGUAUUUUCUCCUGAUUGGCUCACAGGCAGGUAUUCUCUCCUGAUUGGCUCACAGGCAGUCUGUCUUUCCCAUUUUGUCAUGUUCCAAAAAUG
Messenger RNA from Conger conger (European conger), 2312 nucleotides. RefSeq names its product trophoblast glycoprotein-like. The record is from RefSeq and is a predicted model, not a curated record. Bases 350 to 1462 code for a protein of 370 amino acids. Gene Ontology annotation, molecular function: protein binding. Gene Ontology annotation, biological process: negative regulation of canonical Wnt signaling pathway. Gene Ontology annotation, cellular component: plasma membrane. NCBI's taxonomy places the organism in Eukaryota, Metazoa, Chordata, Actinopteri, Anguilliformes, Congridae. The transcript is spliced from 2 exons.